This is a messenger RNA of Selaginella moellendorffii, 1488 nucleotides long. Its product is annotated as anthocyanidin 3-O-glucosyltransferase 7. The record is from RefSeq and is a predicted model, not a curated record. Lineage: Eukaryota; Viridiplantae; Streptophyta; Lycopodiopsida; Selaginellales; Selaginellaceae. The transcript has 2 exons. Gene Ontology annotation, molecular function: UDP-glycosyltransferase activity. Bases 1 to 1380 code for a protein of 459 amino acids.
AUGGCUUCCAGCAAGGUCCAUGUCUUGGCGGUUCCAGCGGCCGUGCAAGGCCAUAUCUCCCCAAUGAUGCAUCUCUGCAAGUUCAUCGCUCAAGAUCCAAGCUUCACAAUCUCCUGGGUCAAUAUCGACAGCCUCCACGACGAAUUCAUCAAGCACUGGGUGGCGCUGGCGGGGCUGGAAGAUCUACGCCUCCAUUCCAUCCCAUUCUCAUGGAAGGUCCCGCGAGGAAUCGACGCCCAUGCUUUGGGAAAUAUUGCGGACUGGUCCACGGCAGCUGCGCGAGAGCUCCCCGGAGGCCUCGAGGAUUUGAUCCGCAAGCUUGGCGAGGAGGGCGAUCCGGUCAGUUGUAUUGUCUCGGAUUACAGUUGCGUUUGGACCCACGAUGUGGCAGAUGUAUUUGGAAUCCCCAGUGUCACUCUUUGGUCGGGCAACGCGGCAUGGACGGCAUGGAAGAGAGCUUCUGCGGAGGAGGCCAAUUCCGUGAUCAUCGAUUACGUCCGAGGAGUCAAGCCUCUCCGCCUGGCCGAUGUGCCUGAUUACCUGCUGGCCUCUGAGGGCCAGGAGGUGUGGAAGGAGAUUUGCAUCAAGCGCUCUCCAGUCGUGAAGCGCGCGCGAUGGGUCCUCGUCAAUUCCUUCUACGACCUCGAGGCGCACACCUUCGAUUUCAUGGCCAGCGAGCUCGGGCCUCGAUUCAUCCCCGCGGGGCCACUGUUCUUGCUCGACGAUUCCAGGAAGAAUGUGGUGCUUCGCCCCGAGAACGAGGAUUGCCUUCGCUGGAUGGAUACGCAGGAGCCUGGAUCGGUGCUCUACAUCUCGUUUGGCAGCAUCGCGGUGCUGAGCGUGGAGCAAUUCGAGGAGCUCGUGGGAGCUCUCGAGGCAUCAAAGAAGCCAUUCUUGUGGGUGAUUCGAUCCGAGCUCGUGGUCGGCGGACUCUCCACCGCAUCUUACAAUGGAUUUUACGAGAGGACCAAGAACCAGGGAUUCAUCGUUUCCUGGGCGCCACAGCUGAGAGUUCUCGCCCAUCCCUCCAUGGGAGCGUUUCUCACUCACUGCGGAUGGAAUUCUGUCCAGGAGAGCAUAGCGAAUGGCAUUCCAAUGCUGGGGUGGCCUUACGGGGGCGAUCAAAUCACCAACUCGAAGUUCGUCGUGGAGGACUGGAAGAUCGGGGUUAGAUUCUCCAAGACAGUGGUGCGGGGAUUGAUCGGGCGAGAAGAGAUCGAAGAUGGCAUAAAAAAAGUGAUGGAUAGCGACGAGGGGAAGAAGAUGAAGGAGAGAGUGGAGAACUUGAAGAUCCUUGCAAAAAAAGCUAUGGACAAAGAGCAUGGGAAAUCGUUUCGUCGCCUCCAAGCAUUCUUGGAAGAUCUCAAAGCUUUGAGCUAAAGCAGUGAAAUCCAGUUUCUAGCAUGGAAUGCUAGAGAUCUACAUGCCCAUUAGCCCAGACAGGAUUGGAAAAGAUUUGGGCUCGUUUGCUAGUGGAUGCGCCACUCU